Messenger RNA from Sycon ciliatum, 1637 nucleotides. Its product is annotated as ras-like protein rasD. Bases 563 to 1168 code for a protein of 201 amino acids. Gene Ontology annotation, molecular function: GTPase activity; GTP binding; GDP binding. Gene Ontology annotation, biological process: Ras protein signal transduction. The transcript has 6 exons. Lineage: Eukaryota; Metazoa; Porifera; Calcarea; Leucosolenida; Sycettidae. Gene Ontology annotation, cellular component: plasma membrane. The record is from RefSeq and is a predicted model, not a curated record.
UGUCAGUCGCCCAGUACUAGACAUCUACCAUUAUCAUAGUGUAGCUGACCCCAGCAAAUACUACAUCGUUGUCGCUUGAGCGAGAUAGACACCUCCCCGAGUCUCACCGCGGAGAACGAAUGAAUUACGCCUCCAAGACCUGUUGUGUGUGAAUCAUUCCGGGCUCUCUCCCACUCAGUGCACUUCAGAAGUAGUUGUUCUCAAGUUCGCGCCUCGCAGAACUGAGCGGGCACUGCUGAGGGCUGUAUGAUCCAGUCUCUACUGUGCGGCUAAAGUGGGUGGCAGUCGAUAAGAACAAGGGCACUUAGAAACGCUGCUACUGUUGAGAAGGGAGAGAGAGAGAGUUACUCCGUAGCAGCAGCUCUCCGGUACAUGUAAGCCGGUAUAUGGGCAAUACCCUGCCACAACUGCAUGCGGGCAGUCCUCAGUCGUAGAUCCAACAUUUCGGAGUUCCCGCUUGGGAAGGUUUUGGAGGCGUUCAGUGACUUAGUGACCGCUGGCGGCUACGCUGCGAUAGAGUUACUUUUCUGCGUAGCUGCUGUCCGUUAUCUGGGCUGUGGGCAUGAGUCGCUUGAUCAAGAUCUGCGUUGUUGGCGAUGGCGGCGUGGGAAAGAGCAGCAUAACAUUACGCUACCUGCGGAACGAAUUCUCCGAAUACUAUGACCCAACCAUAGAGAACAGUUACCAGACUGAGGUCGAAUUCCGCUCUCGGAUAUGCAACAUAGAGAUCGUGGACACUGCAGGCCAGGAGGAGUUUCUAGAGUUCUGCCAUACGUCGCUGGCACAGGGGCACGCGUUUGUCGCCGUUUUCGCCAUUAACUCUGCGAGUAGCUGGGACAGACUGAAGGAGCUGAGGGAUCAAAUUGUGCGUGAUCAUGAAGAUAAGGAGGAAGUGCCGAUGGUUGUGGUAGCGAAUAAAAAGGAUAUGGAGGAGAGUAAACAAGUAUCAAUGGAUGACAUAGUACCUUACUGCAGGAGUAUACAAACACCAUUCAUAGAGACGUCAGCAAAGACCGGACUAAACAUCAACGAAGCAUUUCAACUGGCGCUAGAACAGAUCCGCAUCAUCAACCCAGAAUUGCUGGGAUUCCAGCCUCUAUCGCCAAAUGCGCGUCAACGAGGUGAUGGGAGAGCUGGUCAGAGAGGAAAUGGCUGUGUUCUCCUGUAAUUCACGUUCUCUCUCUCUCUCUCUCUCUCUCUCUCAGCAAGCUGUGAGGAUAUUGUGAUGAGAUGGUGUAGCGACCUUUGUCCAAAGUCACAGUGGACAUUCAGUGGCACCUGCCGCCACUGUCUAUGUAUCAAAAAUGAGACUUGCAAGAGGAGAAUGCUCCAGAGUGCAGCUUGGAUGAAACUUCUUAGCAGAUACUCCUUCCCAUUCAUUUGUUGACAUGGAGUUUGUAUUUUCACUUAGCAAUGUCUUCUGAUUUCGAAGACCACCCGGAUGCCCAAAUCGUUCAUCCAACAAUUGAUUUAACCCGGCUGUGCUGAAAGAUGUACGGAAAUUUGAUAUAUAUUUCUCGAAUGGUACACGUCAUUAUAUUCUGCCUAUGACACAAUAGAUCAGUCUUACAAAUGUUCAUGAUACUACUACUACUACUACUGCUGUCGUUCUUUAGCAGCCAAAUCCAACAUUCUGA